Messenger RNA from Anopheles coustani, 4103 nucleotides. RefSeq names its product integral membrane protein GPR155 (gene anchor). NCBI's taxonomy places the organism in Eukaryota, Metazoa, Arthropoda, Insecta, Diptera, Culicidae. Bases 298 to 3195 code for a protein of 965 amino acids. The transcript has 8 exons. Gene Ontology annotation, biological process: transmembrane transport; intracellular signal transduction. Gene Ontology annotation, cellular component: membrane. The record is from RefSeq and is a predicted model, not a curated record.
AUUCACAAUGCUGCUCGUGCUUCGCACUGCUAACAAUUAUUGAUCGUGUGCAAGAAUGCAAUAAUUGUCUAAUUUCGACGAAUGGACGACGCGCGACCAAAACUAGUAAAGUGUGAAUUGUGCCAACGAGUUUCUUUGUGCUCCCGGCGCCAAAUAAUAACGAUGUCGCUAGUGGUAAUCUAAGAGCCCGAACCAGCGUCCCCCCGUCCUUUCCCGUUCGACCAAGCACGCAAACACGCCUUGAUAAAUUAGCGAACGUUCGAGUUCGAGUAGGAAGCCGAAAAAAACAAACAUUCAAUGGAGUAUCGGGCGGGGCUCCCCAUGCUGGCCAGCAUACUGUUGGCGACGGUGAUGGUGGCUCAACAACCAGUGGCCGCAGCGAUGCGACACUUUAAUGCCACAAUCACGACUAACCACCCAGCGGUUCUGCUCGAAACGUUACCACUUCACAACGCAAGUGGCGGUGUAAGUGGCGAGUACGUUUUCUCACAGCAGAACAACACAACUGACGACAAUACGCCAACGAUCUCGAUGGAUAAUCUCUAUCCGGCGCUCAUACAGUGCUUUGCCAUCAUCAUCUGUGGCUACCUGGCGGGGCGCCUCAAUAUCAUCAGUAACUUCGAGGCGAAGGGCCUGAACACGUUCGUCGGCACGUUCGCCCUGCCGUCGGUGAUCUUUCUUUCGCUGGCCGAACUCGACUGGAGCACGGUCAACUGGAACUUCCUGCUAUCGAUACUGAUCGCGAAGACGAUCGUGUUCUUCGCGGUCGCGAUCAUAUCACUGCUCGUCGCCCGUCCCGUCAACUAUGGCCGGGCGGGAUUGCUGGCCAUCUUUUGCACGCAGAGCAAUGAUUUCGCCAUCGGAUAUCCAAUCGUGUCGGCUUUGUACUCAAAACUACAUCCUGAGUAUGCGUCCUACAUUUACCUGCUGGCGCCAAUCUCUCUGGCGAUCCUCAAUCCGAUCGGGUACGUUCUGAUGGAAAUUUCCAAAAUUAAGGAGAAAAAUGCGCAAAACAAUGCAUCGUCGGAUGAAGAAGCGAAUCCUCCACCUACAACUUGCCCCGAAUUGGCCGCCCAGAACCGGCGAAAAAUCUUGAAGGGAAAGGCACUGGUCGUAAUUAAAACGAUCGAAUCGAUCUUCUUCAACCCGAUCCUCCUGAUGACCUUGCUGGGCGUGAUUGGUGGCCAGAUUUUCCCCAAAGGACUCCCCGUGUAUCUGUCCAGCGUGCUACGAUCUCUGGGAAACUCUUUCUCUGCCACCGCCCUCUUCCUGCUCGGGUUACGCAUGGUCGGAAAAGCGUCGACGUUGCAGGGCCCGGGUCUGAUUCUACCCGGUAUCCUCAUUCUGGUGAAGCUGCUCGUUUUUCCUCUCGUCACGCGCCAAACGGUGAAUAUUAUGAAUGCUGGGGCAAACUUUAGCGAAACCACCGAUCUGAGCACGUUCGGCUUUCUGUACGGAACGUUUCCGGCCGCCCCGGGGGUUUUCGUAAUCGCUUCCCAGUACAACCGAGAUGUAGAUUUGGUUGCAAGCAGCAUGGUGGCAUCCACGUUCAUCAGCGCUCCUCUGAUGUUCAUCUCGGCGAAAAUGAUCACCAUCACGAAUCUCACACCGGCCGACUAUUUGAACGAACUGGACAAAUUUUCCUUCGACAUCAGCAUCGUGGCGAUCGUGGCCGGCGUGUGGAUGUUGCUACUGUUUGCACUCACGCGCAAGGUGAAACGGAUGCCACAUCGCAUCACGUGUUGUUUGCUUAUUUCGCAGCUGAUCUGCAACGUGGGCGUUAUUCUGUGGUCAACACUUGAGCAGAACAGCCCGUGGAAGUUGUACCUGCAGUUUUACUUCUUCACGAUCGGUUGCUACAGCAGCCGACUGUGGACGGCCUUCCUUGCCAUCACGAUUUUGUUUCUGCAGUGUCGGAGUCUCUGUUUCGUGCUCAAGCUGUGGCCAGUGUUUAUUGCUGCCGCCUGGGGCCUACCGACGCUCAUGGUGUCCCUGCUGUUGUUUGUGGAUGGCACAAAUAUCACCCCGACGGAGAAACGUAAUCCCAGCUUCCAGUACGGUAAUGCCCAGGCCGCCAUAGCGGUAUUCCUGCUCGUGAUGUGUUUCAUCGUGACGGUGGGAUGCCUUAUCCUUCAUCAGCGCUUCAAGAAACGGCAUGAACGCUAUCUUACCCUUUCCCGGGAGGUGUCUUCACCCGACACUGAAACCGUCACCACAACGAGCUCCGUCGUGAACCUGUUGACGGGGAGCACCGGAAACGGCACGGUCGUCCACCGAAGGCGCCACUCGGUAACUUCCAGCGACGACGAGAUCCUCACGACCGGACUGUCCGGCUGUGAGUCGGUCGGAAAUGGAACGGGCUGCGGUGUGAACACUGGCAAUGGGGGCUGCUGUAGCAGCUCGUCGGCGACCGUACGCACGGUGGUGGACAUUGAAGAUCUAGCCAUCAACAACAGUAUUAAUAACGCAGACGUUGCGGGCGGAUCGGACGCGAUCCAAUCGAAUGGGAUGUGCUCGGCACAGUUCAACUGUCCAACGGCUUCGAAGCAGCAGUGCCAAUCGCUCAUCGAUCGGUACCGCGAACAGGCCAACGAUGGGCUGGAACCGCUCGAGUUUGACAAGACCGUCGAUCAGCAGCAAAUCCUACGCCACAUGGUGCUCCUCAUUCUGCUGCUCUGCUCGAUGUUUGUUGGCCUCUCGCUGUCGGUGUGGACGCUUAUCAUGGAGGGAAUGUCGGGAAUCUACGUGGAGCUGACGUUCCUCGACGCGUUCCUCAAUUUCGGCCAGAGCAUCAUCGUGCUGGCGGUCUUCAUCACCGAUACCGGCGAGCUGCUACUUCCGAUGAUGAAGUUCUGGCGGAAGGUGUGGUACGGUGCGAACUUACUUCAGCUGCCCAUCUGGAGCGAACUCAGCACCGAAACACGUCACAUCUGCGAUCAGUUCACAACGCACCAUUUGGAGAACUGUCGGAAGACGAUUGCGAAGGAUAUCCGCUGGCGCAUUAAGGUAUAUCGGCGGGUAUUCUACGGGAGUGCCUUCGUAGACUGGCUGCUGGAGGUCGGGUUGGCAAAGGAUCGUGCGGAUGCAACGCACUACGCCCGUCGGUUAAUCGAUGGCCGAGUCCUACGCCACAUCAACAACGUGUACCACUUUCACGACCGUAACCUACUCUACACGUUCUGUGAACGGCUGUAAGCGGGUACAUUGAGAAAGACUUGAGCUAGACGGUCUAUUUGACGUUGAUUGCUUGUCAUUCGAAAAACCUUAAACGCCGGUACAAACAACGCGACGGAAACCGCCCCUUCCCGUACAGCCAGUAUCGUGCGGCUUCUGUGGCGGAGCGAUAACGGGAAGAGGUGUUGAUUGUUUAAGGCGGUGUGGUUGCUAUUUUCGAAUCGGUUACCAAUCUGCACACUGACUUCAGAAGACCCGAAAAAAGGGCAACGCAAUAUGGCCGCACACUCUACACGUCGGGUCGAGAUAUUCAUAGCGGUAGCAAUUUUUUUAUGUUCAACUUUUACGUUGUUAGAUUUUUUUUUAUUUAGUUUAUACGGUUUCAUUACAUCAAUGGGAUUUUAAUCCACAAUUGUGAGUAUGAAGGUGUAGCACCUUGCCUCUGACCAACAUCAUUAUCCUUCGUGGAAGGCAUGUGAUAAAGACAUUUUUUUUGCAUUAAAUAUUGCUAAAAGUUUAGUUUGCUAGUUUGAGGCAGUCCAGAGAUAUAAGAGAAUAAUUCAAAGCCAACUCUGGAGAUCCGCAUGUGACAGUUUAGUAGGUAUGGUAACACAAAAUGAAAAAGUUAGUGAAAGGGUGGGAGUAGCAUGAAACAGAAUGCUAUUGCAUCUACAAUCAUCGAACACCAAAAGAGAUAAGCCAACACGUUGUGCUGUGGUAUGUGCAUUGAAUGCGUACAUUAGAAUGUAGUAGAAGGAAGAGUGGAAAAAAAGUAUUGUAACGGCAACGAAUAUUGCUUUAGUGUUAUUCUAAUAUGCCUCAAGUUUGUACACGAAGCACAAAUAGUUUUAAAAAAAAGUGUUGUAAUAUAAAUAGACCAUAUUUAUUGUAAACCAGUAAAUGGGAGAAUAUUCUCUGCCCUAACGCAA